Molecule: messenger RNA, 1380 nt
Organism: Chlamydomonas reinhardtii
Lineage: Eukaryota; Viridiplantae; Chlorophyta; Chlorophyceae; Chlamydomonadales; Chlamydomonadaceae
Exons: 4
Coding region: 58-735 (225 amino acids)
Source: RefSeq, a predicted model, not a curated record
CUCCUAGCUCUAUCUCCGAUUCUACUUAACUUACAGACAUAACAAGAGCAGCGCAUUAUGGACCGCGUGCUGGACGCGGGCGCAGAGGCGCUGGAGUCGCUGGGGGCCCAGCUGCGCGCGGGCGCAGAGGGCCUGAGGCGGGAGGACCAGCAGCAGCAGCAGGCGCAGCCAGAGGCUGAGGCUGAGGCGCGGCGGACGGAGGGUCAUCAGGUUGUGGCUGCGGACGGCAGCACCACCAGCGAACUGUACGGGCCGCAGGGACUGAACGCCACCGCCCCAGACAUCAGCAGCAGCAGCAGUGGCGGCAGCCAGCCCCGCCGCCGUGAGGCUGCUGCUACAGCCAGCGGCCGGGAGGAGGAACCGCGGCAGCAGCAGCAGCAGCAGCAGGCACCGGCGCAGCAGCAGGACGGCGGGGAGGCCGGAGUGGGCAGCGACGGCGGGCGUGGUGGCGGCGGCGGCGGCGGCGGUGAUGGCGGUAGCCUGGGUGAGGCCAUGCGCGGCGCGCAGGAGCGGCUGGCGGAGGAGAGCGAGGCGCUGAAGCAGCGCUUCUCAGGAGGACAGCAGCCCGCGGCGCCCAAGGGCAGCGCCGCCGCCGCCGCCGCCGAGGAGGCCGCCGCCGCUGAGGCCCGGCCUGUGGAGGGCUUCUCACCCGAGCUGCAGGCCACACUGGCGGAGGCCAAGAGCCGCAUCGACGCGGAGACCCAAAUGCUCAAGGAGCGUUUCCACAUGACCUAACCACCGGACGACCAGACGACUAAAUGACCUGAUCACCGGCCGACGACCGGACGACCGGACGCCCACGACAUUAGCUGUCAGCGGGGCGGCACCCGUGGGCGCGGUAAUGAUGGACAAUGUGGCUUGGGAGGGGCGUGAGUGCUGCUGUCUAAGGAAGAUGUUAGCAGGUGCCCUGUUGAGGCGUUGAGCUAGGCGUGCCAACUACAAAAAGCGCACGCCGUACUCUGGGCCGGGUACUGCUGUAGCCAUGACGUCAGGACUAUCAAGAUAGGGCCAAUUGAACAACCACACCAGGUGUGACGGCACGGUGUGAUGGCCUCUAGAUGGUAAGGGAUGCAUCCCGCGUUGCUAGGCUGGCACGGGCGACUUGCUCGGACGUGUUGCAGUGAAGAAUGGGAAUGUACGCGUGCCUGUAACCACGGCUGACGCACUGCCUGGCCGAAUCUAUGAUUGCGUUUGUGUCGUGGGAGACACAAACGUACGUGUGUGUACGUGAGAACCGAGAAUGGGUGUGUGAUGGGACAGGGUUCAAGGCAGGUUGGAGAGGUCCCGUAGGGUGCAGCUGAUGCCCGUACCCUCAAGCAGACGGCAAACAGUUUGCAAUGGCAGAGCAGAAGUGCAUGGCUGAUCGAACGCCAGAGUUAC